AUGCACGGAGUUGUGUGUUACAGCCAGAUCUUAAUUGUCCUGCUAACCCUGGCAACAUGGCACUCCAGCUUCUCUGCCAGUACGAGGCAAGCACUCAGCAACUCAAACAAUGAACUGUUGGGUUAUGAAGAAGACGUCGAAAGCAGCGCUAAUCCCUACGACCUCAGCCGCAACUACUACAGCCAAAACUUCAAAAACGAGCCCGAAUUCUCGUCUGAUUUGUUGAACUACCAGCAUGAAAAAGUAAAGGACAAGAGAAUCCAUGACCUGCUCAGAAUGGGAAAAAGAUUGGACAAGUUGAAGAUGGGCAGACGGAACAACCUGGAUCUCUUACGCAUGGGAUGA
Messenger RNA from Helobdella robusta, 345 nucleotides. RefSeq lists its product as hypothetical. Lineage: Eukaryota; Metazoa; Annelida; Clitellata; Rhynchobdellida; Glossiphoniidae. The coding region runs from base 1 to 345 and encodes 114 amino acids. The transcript has 2 exons. The record is from RefSeq and is a predicted model, not a curated record.